Molecule: messenger RNA, 647 nt
Organism: Microstroma glucosiphilum
Lineage: Eukaryota; Fungi; Basidiomycota; Exobasidiomycetes; Microstromatales; Microstromataceae
Exons: 2
Coding region: 121-591 (156 amino acids)
Source: RefSeq, a predicted model, not a curated record
CCAGACCACGACCGUGACUCCUUGCUUCACACGAUGCGAGGUCUCACCGAUGUCCGGCCAGAGCAUUGCCGUCAUCUUCUUCGAGGUGGCCGCCGUCCGUUGCGUCCAGUAUAGCAUUCAAUGUCACGACCAAUACAGCGUAGCCGGUCUCUCAUUGCCUGUCCCACACUGGAUGGUCAAGUGCGGUACUCCAGCUUCCUGCCAGACGGUGGCUCGGCAGUGAUUGAACCCAAGCUCUGGCUCAUCUCUUCCGGCACAGACACCGCUCUCAGCUCCAUCACUCUUUCCCCUGGUGCGAGGACCAGCGGAGACGCAUGUUCUGGCGUUGUCGAACAGGAGAUUCUAGCAGUGACUAGGAGUGCAGACGAAGAGGCGGUAGUGCUCCUGGUGCCUUUGAACAGAGUGGGCGAGAGAUUGCAGUCACCGGCUUUUACCAUGGAGGGGAUGCAAGUGAGCAAGAGCUUUGAGGUACUAUACGAGAAAAGCUCAUACGAGAGCAGGGGAGAGGAGAGGAUGGGUGUGAGAGUAAGUGGGGAGGAGUGGAGCCGUGAGCUGUCGCCUGCCAGCCAACGUAUUUCCCUUUUCGCUUGAAACAAGCCUGUCGGGUGAGGCUCCGAAACAACGCAACUCAAACAUUCCGCAGGCAA